This is a messenger RNA of Emericellopsis atlantica, 414 nucleotides long. RefSeq lists its product as uncharacterized. The transcript has a single exon. The coding region runs from base 1 to 414 and encodes 137 amino acids. The record is from RefSeq and is a predicted model, not a curated record. Lineage: Eukaryota; Fungi; Ascomycota; Sordariomycetes; Hypocreales; Bionectriaceae.
AUGCCUUCCUACAUCCUCACAGAGCCCGCCCCGAGCACAACCUCCUACAUUCGCUCGGGCCGCGGCGGCGCUGGCAACACCUUUCGCGCAUCCCCCCAGACCACCAGCACCACCAUCACCACCUCACGAGCACCCGCCUCGUCCUCCCCACGUCGCUUCUUCUCCGGCGUAGGCGGUGCAGGCAACGUCCACAAGGCAUCUGAGCGCCCCAGCGCCUCGGCCAUCCUCGACGACGAGCUCCGCCGCCGCACCGCGCGCGAGGAGAACUCCAUGGGCCACUGCGGCAUCGGCGGCGCUGGCAACGUCUACAGGCGAAAGGGCAGCGACGCCUCGAGCCAGGUCUCCGACACCAGCUCCGUGAGCAGCACUGGCAGCAGGUCCAAGCUUUGGGCCAAGAUGACUGGCAAGCAAUAA